Messenger RNA from Nerophis lumbriciformis (worm pipefish), 1698 nucleotides. Lineage: Eukaryota; Metazoa; Chordata; Actinopteri; Syngnathiformes; Syngnathidae. The record is from RefSeq and is a predicted model, not a curated record.
AUGAAUGUCGUAGAUCAUGUGCGUGAUAUGGCCGCCGCCGGUCUACACUCCAACGUCCGGAUAAUGAGCAGCUUGUUGUUGACGAUGAGUAAUAACAACCCAGAGCUCUUCUCACCUGCCCAAAAGUACCAGUUGUUGGUUUACCAUGCCGAUGCCAUCUUCCAUGAUAAAGAGUAUCGUAAUGCUGCCUGUAAAUACAACAUGGCGCUGCAACAGAAGAAGGUGCUCAGCAAAACAUCCAAGGUUCGCACAUCUGCUGGUGGAGCUGCAGCAAACCUUCAGGCGCAAAGUCUUCCUUCAGAGAUUGAAGUAAAGUACAAAAUCGCUGAAUGUUACACUAUUUUGAAACUGGAAAAAGAUGCCAUCGCAAUGCUUGAUGGGAUUCCUUCUCGUCAGAGGACUCCUAAGAUCAACAUGAUGCUAGCCAACUUGUACAAGAAAGCUGGCCAGGAACGCUCUGCUGUGACGAGCUACAAAGAAGUCCUUCGACAGUGCCCCCUUGCCUUGGACGCAAUCAUUGGCCUUCUGUCUUUAUCAGUCAAAGGAGCUGAAGUGGCGUCCAUGACCAUGGAUGUUAUCCAAAGUGUCCCGAACCUGGACUGGCUCUCUGUUUGGAUAAAGGCGUAUGCCUUUAUACAUGCGGGGGACAAUCAAAGGGCCAUUAAUACCAUUUGUUCACUAGAGAAGAAGUCACUGUUGCGGGACAAUGUGGACCUCCUGGUGAGCCUGGCAGAUGUCUAUUUCAGGGCAGGAGACACCAAGAACGCCAUCCUCAAAUUUGAACAAGCCCAGAUGUUGGACCCAUAUCUCAUCAAAGGGAUGGAUGUAUACGGCUACCUGUGGGCCCGAGAAGGACACCUGGAGGACGUGGAGGUCCUAGGCGGACGACUGUUCAAUAUCUCUGACCAACAUGCAGAACCUUGGGUGAUUUCUGGUUGUCACAGCUUCUACAGUAAGCGUUACUCCAGAGCCCUGUAUCUGGGCGCCAAGGCCAUACAGUUGAACAGCAACAGUGUGCAGGCCCUUCUCCUGAAGGGGGCAGCGUUGAGAAACAUGGGCCGCGUCCAGGAAGCCAUCAUCCAUUUUCGAGAGGCCAUGCGCUUGGCCCCCUGUCGCCUUGACUGCUACGAAGGUCUGAUUGACUGCUACUUGGCAUCCAAUGGAAUCCGAGAGGCUAUGGGGAUGGCCAAUAACAUCUAUAAGACGCUGGGGGCCAACGCACAAACGCUGACCAUUCUAGCCACCGUGUGCCUGGAGGACCCCGUGACACAGGAGAAAGCCAAAACGUUGCUGGACAAAGCGUUGGCUCAGAGGCCUGACUACACCAAGGCGGUGGUCAAAAAGGCUGAGCUACUGAGUCGUGAACAGAAAUACGAAGAAGGGAUUGCGCUGCUUCGGAACGCCUUGGCCAAUCAGAGUGACUGCGUGCUGCACAGGAUGCUGGGAGAUUUCCUGGUUGCCGUCAACGAUUACCAGGAGGCUAUGGAUCAGUACAGCAUUGCGCUCAGUCUGGACCCCAAUGAUCAGAAGUCCUUAGAAGGCAUGCAGAAGAUGGAGAAGGAAGAGAGUCCCACGGAUGCCACGGUGGAACUGGACGGUGACGACAUGGAGGGAAGCGGAGAAGACGGCGACCUGGAGGGCAGUGAUAGUGAGGCUGCUCAAUGGGCUGAUCAGGAACAGUGGUUUGGUAUGCAGUAG